Carcharodon carcharias (great white shark) is the source of this 1429-nucleotide messenger RNA. RefSeq names its product membrane-spanning 4-domains subfamily A member 4D-like. The record is from RefSeq and is a predicted model, not a curated record. The transcript is spliced from 7 exons. Gene Ontology annotation, cellular component: membrane. Lineage: Eukaryota; Metazoa; Chordata; Chondrichthyes; Lamniformes; Lamnidae. Bases 258 to 989 code for a protein of 243 amino acids.
AUCUCCCUACCCAGCACAUGAGUUGGGGCUAAUUUUGCCAAUCUCCUUCCCUUUAACACAGACCUCCCUGUGGUUCUGCCAAGUGAGUCACUUGUUGCAGAAUAACACGGUCCAUUAAAACUGUGGCGGAUCUUGGAGUUGUGUAACUGAAGAGAAGUAAAACACAGGAAGAGAUGUAAAACCGACGCUCCGUCGCCUGUUUUAGACUGUUGUAAGAAGUCGGGGUCGACUCGGGAAGCAAGACAAUUGUGGUGAAAAUGGCUUACUUGUCGAAAAAUGAUGGAAAUGUCCUUGCACCAGACCAACUCCCACCACCACAGCCGCUGGCCAACAUCCCACAAUUGUUGCAAAACAUGGGAAACAGUCCUCUGAACCAAUCCAUAUCUACAAUUCUCAAUCAAAAUAAUUCUGGUGUACAGGCGAUGCUUAAAGGAAAACUCAAGGCCCUGGGUAUAACAGAGAUUGUGACAGGUAUCAUCACCAUGAUGAUUGGAAUCAUACAAAUCAGCAUUAUGUCAGAUCAAUAUGUCAAUAACUUUUCGAUAUCAAUUGGGACACCUUGGUGGACUGGAGUUCUAUUUAUUAUUGCAGGGUCACUUGCUGUAGCUGUUGAGAAGGAACCAACUCAUGGCAUGAUCAGAGGCUGCUUAUCAAUGAACAUCAUCAGUGCCAUUAUCUGUUUACCAGCAAUAAUAAUAUAUUCUGUAAACCUUGCGAUUCCAGCAUAUUGUUAUGAUUCGUAUACCUGUCAAACUGAUGGUUUAGUUAUAUGUUUGGCCAUACUUCUCCUGCUGACACUGCUUAAUGCGGCAAUAUCCAUUUCAGUUUCGAGUUUCAACUGUAAAGCUAUGAACUGUUGCUGUGCAAAACCAGUGCCGAUUAUUAUCAUGUACAACACCACAUCUGCACAACUGAUUCCCACCCAACAGUUCCAAGAGAGACCUCCACCCUACAACAUUGCAACGAUGGGAAAUGUAGAAGUUGGAUAACAAUGGGUUUCUGAUGAAAUUCAGCUCAGCGCAAGUUAUCUCAUCUUAUAGAAGUUUGGCCCAAUAUUAUUAGAAUGUGUGUAAAGAUUCAGGAUUCUGUUCAUUUUGUUCUUGAGCUGCACGUGCUUCUGCCAAGGCUACAUUUAUCGCCCAAACCCUAGUUGUCUUGAGAUGGCAGCAUUGGGCUUUCUAUUUUAGGCUGCUUCAGGGGGCAUUGAAUUCCCCCAUUUACAGUGGACCAGGGUUGCAUGUACCCCAUGCAAACUUUGUCUGUGUUUUUGGGGAGGGGAUAAUGGUAUUUUUCAAUCAACUUGUAAUGUGUAAUGGAGAUCAUAGGGUGAGACUCCUCUUCAAAUGAUUGCUUCUAUGGGAUAGAUAGUCAGGGGUUCCUGAUGUUGCUGUAUUGUUCUGCUGUAUAAUAAAUCUACACAAAUAUAAAA